Molecule: messenger RNA, 1553 nt
Organism: Nicotiana attenuata
Lineage: Eukaryota; Viridiplantae; Streptophyta; Magnoliopsida; Solanales; Solanaceae
Product: receptor kinase-like protein Xa21
Exons: 3
Coding region: 376-1344 (322 amino acids)
Biological process (GO): protein phosphorylation
Molecular function (GO): protein kinase activity; ATP binding
Source: RefSeq, a predicted model, not a curated record
UGAUUCUGUAUAAUAAUGAGCUCUCUGGGAUGAUCCCUGAAUGUAUAGGAAAUCUAAGUAUGCUACAAGAACUUUGGUUGGGAUCUAACAAUUUUGCCUCGAAUUUACCUUUGAGCCUUUGUCAGUUGACAGGUCUUCUCCAUCUAAACAUUUCAAGGAAUUCUCUACAGGGAGAAGUUCCACUUAAUAUUGGAGAACUAAAGGCUAUUAUAGGACUAGAUUUUUCUAGUAACCACUUUUCAGGCAUGAUACCUAGCAGAAUAGGCGAGCUCGAGAACAUGCAGUAUCUUUAUCUAUCAAACAACUCAUUCUCGGGUUCAAUUCCAUCAUCCUUUUCCAAGUUGAUAAGCAUGGAGUUCUUGGAUCUGUCAUUAAAUGCCAUUUCAGCAAAGGAAGGGAAAGUCAAAAGAUGUAGAAAAGGUACCAGAGCUCAGGACUUAUCAAUUGAUUUCUUAUCAUGAGAUUCGACGAGCAACAAAUAACUUUGAUGUGUCAAAUUUAAUUGGGGUGGGAGGUUCUUGCUCUGUGUAUAAAGGCACAUUAUCUAGUGGAACUGUGGUGGCAAUAAAGGUUUUGGACUUGCAAAAUGAGGAAACAUGCAAGAGGUUUGAUACUGAAUGUGAAGUGAUGAGAAAUGUUAGGCAUAGAAAUCUUGUACAGGUGAUUACUACUUGCUCUAGCGAACACAUAAGAGCCUUUGUCCUGCAAUAUAUGCCCAAUGGGAGUCUUGAGAAUUGGUUGUACAAAGAAAAGUCUCACUUGAACCUCCUUCAAAGAGUUACCAUAAUGCUUUAUGUGGCUGUGGCAAUUGAAUAUCUGCAUCAUGGUUAUGACACUCCGAUAAUUCAUUGUGACCUAAAGCCAGCCAAUGUUCUUUUGGAUAAAGAUAUGGUAGCUCAUGUUGGUGAUUUUGGCAUCUCUAAAAUUUUAGCAGGAAACAAGUCCAUAGCACAUACCACGACAUUGGGCACUCUUGGUUACAUUGCAUCAGAGUAUGGCUCGGAGGGAAUCGUGUCCACUAGUGGUGAUGUUUACAGUUAUGGCAUCAUGUUGAUGGAGGUUUUGGCAAAAAGAAGACCAAUCGAUGAAGAGAUAUUCAAUGAAAGUCUUGGCAUAAGGGAGUGGAUGAGACGAGCAUUUUCAGGGACUAUGUUGGAAAUUGUGGAUGCUAAUCUUUUUUCUGAGGAGGAUAAGAUUACUUCCAAAAGUGAAAGUUGCAUUGCCUCCAUGAUAGAAUUGGCUUUGGACUGCACAAAUGAAAAGCCAGAAUCAAGGAUAACUAUGAAAGAUGUAGUCAAGAGGCUUAAUAAAAUCAAGAACAUAUUUUUGGGAAGUAGAAGUUAGCAUCUCUAUCUUUAGGUGGUGUUCUUUCUGAGUUGCAAAUUAAUAUGUCGCUUUUUGUUUACCUGAUUUUUUUAAUAUAGUCGUCCAUACUACUUGGACUCAUGUACUGUUUGUACCUUUGAGUGUUGAAUUCUCUCUUGUUUGUAAUUUUAUAUUUGAGUGAUUGUAAACCUAUUUUACGUUUUUAGUAAUUAUGCUUUGAAUGCUAA